AUGCAUCCCCUGUUUGCUUGUUCCUUGAAAAUUUCCCAGGCAGCAUUAGACUACGAAUGGCACGGAACGAACUGCGAGGGCACGGGGGUGGCGCUCUCGUUCCAAGGAGUCGAAUCGCAGUGGCAACCAUCGAAGAUGGACCAGGAGGGGAGGGCAGACAGCAGUGAGACUUCUGCCCCCAAUCUUAUGGUGCCCACAAAAAUAACAGCACCAGGUUGGAUCGAAGCAUACCAUAACGAUGAAGUGGAUAUCUUUGACCGUGACAGCCGCAGGGGUGACACCUCUCCCCAGACCAAGUGGUUGGACCCACUCAAGCCGCAAACGCACCGACAAUCGGACAAGCACCAGUGCAGCUUCUGUCCUCACUCAAGCUAUUCCGCAACGGCUGUAGCCAUCCACGAGAAGACUCACACUGGCGAGAGGUCCUCGAGUUGCGGCGUCUGCAAGAAAACGUUCACGAAUAAGAGUAACUUGGUAGCUCACGUUAGAAUUCACACCGGAGAGAAGCCGUUCAAGUGCAACACGUGCAGCAGGGCUUUUACUCAGAAAUGCAACUUGGUGGAUCACGAAAAAAUUCAUACAGGUGAGAAGCCGUUCAAGUGCAACACGUGCAGCAGGGCGUUUAUUCAGAAAAGCAAAUUGGCAAAUCAUGAGAGGACUCACACCAGAGAGAAGCCGUACAGGUGUGAGACCUGCAGCAGAGCGUUUGCGUCUAAUAGCUAUUUACACAAUCAUCGGAAGAUACAUCGCAAGUGAUUGAAACCAUCACGUGUGUUAUAGCUGUGGAGGGGUUUAAACGAAAUACUCUAGCUCCUACGUGUGUUCACUUCGUUUUGCGAUAGACCUGCAAAGGUUCUGCGCGUGAGCAGUGCAGGUUUUUGCUUGGCUCAAAAUUUUUGAGCUUGUUAUUUAUUGUGUAAUCACAAAUAAAAAUGUCAAUUUUCCUUAGAAGAAGAGAGCAAGGUUCUUUUUUUGUGCAAAAAAGGAAAACUACUGGAAGCACUUUUUUUUAUUAAUUUAGAGUUCUUAAUCACAUGCUACACCUGCAGUCUCUGGGUUGUCUGUAGGUUCACUUAUGUUGCUUACAGGUUGGCCUGCUAAUAAACAAAAAUAUACGAAAAAUUAAAAUAAC
Molecule: messenger RNA, 1132 nt
Organism: Ixodes scapularis (black-legged tick)
Lineage: Eukaryota; Metazoa; Arthropoda; Arachnida; Ixodida; Ixodidae
Product: zinc finger protein 22-like
Exons: 3
Coding region: 1-756 (251 amino acids)
Biological process (GO): regulation of transcription by RNA polymerase II
Molecular function (GO): RNA polymerase II cis-regulatory region sequence-specific DNA binding; DNA-binding transcription factor activity
Source: RefSeq, a predicted model, not a curated record